GGAGGAUCCCCCGGCGUGCGGGACAGACACGGAUCGCUCUCUGCUUUCAAGAACCUGGGACAGCGUCCCUCUGCCCGGGGCGCGGCCGCUGAAGGCCCAGUCCCCACUCAUCCUCGGGCGCCAUGAGGGAGCCGCCGCGUUCCCCGCCCCGCUGGCCCUCCUGGCUGCUGCUCCUUUGCUGCAGUUUCCAGGUGCGCCCGGCCCUGUCCAGCUCGCAGGCCCAUCCAGGGUUCAAGGUCUUGCUCACUGCCUCCCACUACUGGCCCCUGGAGCAUGUGGACGGCAUCCAUGAGCUGCAGGAAACGGCUGGAGCAUGGCGAGCCCGCAACCUCACCGUGCCCCCUUCCCAUAACGCUACCUUUGUGCCCACCAAUGACUCUGCCUACUCCAAUGCCUCUGCGACCAUAGACCUCGUGGAGGGCAAGGCAGGCAAGGGCAUCUACCUCCGGGAGCAGAAGGGCGUCACACUGCUCCUCUACGGGCGCUACAAGGCCUCCUGCGUCAGCAACCCUGCCCAGUGCGGCCCCGAAGGGGUCACCUUUUCUUUCUUCUGGAAGACACACGGGGAGCAGUCCCGGCCCAGGCCCUCGGCCUACGCGGGGCAGGUCGUCUCCGACGGGUUCAAGGUCUGCUCCAGCCGCGGCCGGGGCUCCGUGGAGCUGUACACGCGGGACAACUCCAGGACGUGGGAGGCCACCUUCAGCCCGCCAGGGCCCCACUGGACCCACGUCCUGUUCACCUGGAAGCCGGAGGACGGCCUGAAGGUCUACGUCAACGGCUCCCUGAGCACCUGGGACCCCAGCGGGAAGGCAUCUCCCGCCUACGGCGAGCCCAGCGCCAACCUGGUCAUCAGCUCCGAGCAGGACCAGCCCCGGGGCUACGAGGUCGGAGCUUUCGACGAGUUCAUUGUCUGGGAGCGGGCGCUGAGCCCUGAGGAGGUGGCCAUGUACUUCACCGCUGCCGUGGGGAAGCACGUCUGGCUGUCCACAGCCCCGAGCCUCCCCGCGACGCCCCCGGCCAGCAGCCUGGUGCCCACCGGUGCCUACCAGCCCAUCAUCACCGGCCUGGAGGAGGAGAGGGGGCGCGUCCAGAGCCCGGGCGCUGCCCUGAGUUCCCUCCAGAACCUGUCGCUCAGCCUGCCCGCCAAGUCCCUGUCGGCGGAAACCGCACGGAACCUGACGGAGACGUUCCUGAAGGCGGUGGGGGAGGUGCUGCUGCCCAGCUCGACGGCCGUGUCGGAGGACAACGCCGUGGUGCUGGGCCUGAUCGAGACCGUGGACGUGGUCAUGAGCCACAUCUCCUCCAACCUGCAGGCCAGCGAACCGCAGGUCGCCAUCGUGGGCUCCUCCUCCGUGGCAGAGUUCUCCGUGGCCAAGCUCCUGCCCAGGGCCCUGAACUCCUCCCACUACCGCUUCCCGGCCCAGGGCCACAACUACAUCGAGAUCCCCCAGGAGGCCUUCCGCAGCCACGCCUGGACCACCAUCGUGGGGCUGCUCUACCACACGAUGCACCGCUACCUGAGCAACAUCCGGCCGGACCGCACGCGGAUCGCCGAGGCGGCGGCUUACAGGAGCUGCCUGCUGUCGGCCGCCAGCUACCUCAUCUCCCUGGAGGUGGUGCCGCCGCCCACACUCUCCCAGAACCUGUCGGGCUCCCCGCUGACCACCAUCCGGCUCAGGCACAAGUUGACGAGCAGGCAGUACCGCGAGGCCAUCAACGAGACGAACCGCGUGUUCCUGUACUGCGCCUUCCUGGACUACAGCUCCGGGGAAGGCGUCUGGUCGAACGAGGGCUGCGUCCUGGUGGAAGGGGACCUGGGCUACUCCGUCUGCCGCUGCACGCACCUCACCAACUUCGCCAUCCUCAUGCAGGUGGUGCCGCUGGAGCUCACGCGCGGACACCAGGUGGCGCUCUCGUCCAUCAGUUACAUCGGCUGCUCCCUGUCCGUGCUCUGCCUGGCGGUCACGCUGGCCACCUUUGCAAUGCUCUCCUCGGUUAGCACCAUCCGGAACCAGCGCUACCACAUCCACGCCAACCUGUCCUCCGCCGUCCUGGUGGCCCAGGUCCUGCUGCUGAUCAGCUUCCACUGCCGGCCGGGCACGGUCCCGUGCCAGGUGCUGGCCGUGCUCCUGCACUACUUCUUCCUGAGCGCCUUCGCCUGGAUGCUGGUGGAGGGGCUGCACCUCUACAGCCUGGUCAUCAGGGUCUUCGGCUCCGAGGACAGCAAGCUCCGCUACUACUACGGGGUCGGCUGGGGGUCCCCGCUCCUGAUCUGCGUCAUCUCCAUCUCCUGUGCCCUGGACAGUUACGGGACCACCAACAACUGCUGGCUGUCCCUCCACAGUGGCGCCAUCUGGGCCUUCGUGGCCCCGGCCCUGCUGGUCAUCGUGGUGAACAUCGGCAUCCUCAUCGCCGUCACCAGGGUCAUCUCCCAGAUCAGCGCCGACAACUACAAGGUCCACGGGGACCCCAGCGCCUUCAAGUUGACGGCCAAGGCCGUGGCCGUGCUGCUGCCCAUCCUGGGCACCUCCUGGGUCUUCGGGGUGCUGGCCGUCAACAACCAGGCGGUGGCCUUCCAGUACGCGUUCGCCAUCCUCAACUCCCUGCAGGGCUUCUUCAUCUUCCUCUUCCACUGUCUCCUGAAUUCUGAGGUGAGAGCUGCCUUCAAGCAUAAAACCAAGGUCUGGUCCCUCACGAGCAGCUCCAGCCGCAACGCCAACCCGAAGCCCUUCAGCUCCGACGUGAUGAACGGGACCCGGCCGGGCACAGCCUCCUCCAAGCUCGGCCCCUGGGACAAGAGCAGCCAGUCUGCCCACGGUGUGGACCUGUCCCCCGUGUGAGCCGAGACCACGCACCACCCGGGCUGGCCUGCCGCUCGGAGCACUGCCCCCCGACAGCACGCGAGACACACUCUGCCUUUGCCCGGGGGACCCUCUCCAUCGCCGUCUGGCCGCGGGGUCCCCGUGACCGCCACCCCGUCGGACAGAGGCCGCCACUCCGCCCGCAGCCUGUUCACAGCGAGGGCGGACCCCCUGGCUCCGUCCCCCAGCGGCCGAGCGACGGCCCCCGGGGCUCCCCAGAACUCGGCGGCCUGCUGUCCUGCUCCAUGAGCCUCCCCCGUCGGACCCGUGACUGAGCUCGAGGCCCAGCGGCCCGGCACCAGGAGGGGGACUCGGACCACAGGGCUGGGUCCUGCUGGGGGUCCAGGUCCCCGCGCAGCCCCAGAGGGUCGGGCGAGGCAGGUGGGGGUGCGUGGAGAGAGCGAGGAGUGUCGGCCGGCAGAACCCACCCAGCACCGGCUCCCUGAAGCCACGCCGCGGGCGACCACAGGUGGGAGGCCUGUGCUGGGGCCUCCGCUGACGCCCAGGCCGCGGGCUGACGCGCUGGCCGCCGAGUCCCCGGAGCUUCGGGGCCACGGCCGCUCCUCAGACCGUCCCCCGUGCGCGUGGACGCUUCAGACGCGAAGGCGGCCUCGAAGCUCCCCCCUCCUGACCCUUCGCCGUGGGCGCCCGCCCGCCAGGGCCCGUCCAGAUGUUUUCUGAGGCCUGACUUCCCCCAUCGCUGACCAAGGCUCCCGUCCUCACGGGCACCUGGGCUACUUCACGUCCCCACGACGGCUGCCCGCUGCCCGCUGCCCGCUGCUCACAGGGCAGGCGGCUGGGGCCCAGCGCUGCGUCUUCUGAGUGGAUGUGAGUCUGUGGACUCGGCCCCGGGCCACGGCGUCACGGCCACUCCGUGUGUGGUCGCGAUCCUGCCGAGCUCGGUCGCUGGGGUUCGAGGUCGCAGAUUGGCCCUGCCGCCGCGGGAUCUGGGAGGAGGCGGGGAGAGACCCGCUGUGAGGACAGGGCCCACGCGCCUGUGAGACGCGCCGGUCGGUGCGGGCCUGGUCCAGACCCUGGAAACCCCUCCUCUCACUGUGACGGGCGGCACCGGCCCUCCCGCCCGCACGCCCGCCCGCUGUUUCCGUGGUUCUGUGGACCCUCCCGCACUUGGCACCUUCUCUUUUUAAUCUUCACCCGACGAUGCUUUUCCAGUGAUCUUAUAGCGGAGAGCGGGAGGGAGGGAGACGUAGGGGAGGGAGAGAGAGAGAGAGAGAGAGAGAGAGAGAGACAUUGAUUGGUCGCCUCUUACCAGGGCCGGGGAUUGAACCUGCAACCCAGGUACGUGCCCUUGACCCUGAAUCGAACCCACGCUCCUUUGGUCCACAGGCCAGCACUCUAACCACUGAGCCAAACUGGCCAGGCCCUCUGGCACCUUGUCCGUGUCCCGGCGAGUGUGACAGUCACCACAGCACCCUGCCUGCGAGGGGUCCCUCGAGCCGCACGUCCUGGGUGUUCCUCCCAGGGGGCCCUGCAGAGCCCCCCGCGUUUGGUGAAAAGUGCCCGGUGCCAGCCUGGCCCUGGCUCCUCCCCCCCCCUCCUGGGAGCCCUGGAGGUGAGAACACUGAACCCCUCGAUGACACUCGGAUUUCCUUUUCUUCCUUCGUCCUGGGGGGUCUUUCGGACGAAGCUCCGUGCUUCCCUCCCCACGCACCACGCACUCUCGUCGCUAAUGUGUCAGGAGACCAGCAAGGCCUUUUCCCACUGAGGAAGGAGCAGCCGCGUUAUUUAUACGCUCUAUCGGGGUCCCUGGGCGGCCGUUCGUCAUCCUGCGGCCCCAGCCAAGGGGGACCUUGGGAAGAGGGCGUGCGGGAGGGCGGUGGGUGCCCGGCAGCGGAACGUGUUGUGAUUCUGACGAAAUAAAAGCUUCCUGUCCCUAA
Messenger RNA from Myotis daubentonii (Daubenton's bat), 4759 nucleotides. It is a transcript of the gene ADGRD1, whose product is annotated as adhesion G protein-coupled receptor D1. Gene Ontology annotation, molecular function: G protein-coupled receptor activity. Lineage: Eukaryota; Metazoa; Chordata; Mammalia; Chiroptera; Vespertilionidae. Gene Ontology annotation, biological process: adenylate cyclase-activating G protein-coupled receptor signaling pathway; cell surface receptor signaling pathway. The record is from RefSeq and is a predicted model, not a curated record. Gene Ontology annotation, cellular component: plasma membrane.